Mesorhabditis spiculigera is the source of this 2289-nucleotide messenger RNA. Lineage: Eukaryota; Metazoa; Nematoda; Chromadorea; Rhabditida; Rhabditidae. The record is from the annotation of a GenBank genome assembly.
AUGUCAUUCCAUCUGCCUGGACCUGGUCCUUCAACGAAUCGCCGUCAAGACUUCCGUUUCAAGCGUCCAGAUGAUGACUGGGAUGCUUCGAAAACUGGCCCGUUGGUCCUGGAGGAGCGCGGCGGAGUAGCGAAGAAUGCUGAAGAGGGUGUCGUCGUUUACCACAACCCAUACACGAGCCAAGCUAUCAAGCUACAGCGCGCUAGACUACCGAUUGCAAAGAAUAGAAAUCACAUACUAUAUGCGCUGGAGAAGUAUAGAGCGUUGAUCAUCGUUGGCGAAACCGGGUGCGGGAAAAGCACACAAAUUCCGCAGUAUCUUGCUGAGACUGGAUGGUGUUCGGAUGGACGUUUGAUCGGGGUCACCCAGCCAAGGCGCGUAGCUGCUUUGACGCUUGCUGCGCGAGUGGCGGAGGAAUUUGAUUGUCUGCUCGGACAAGACGUUGGAUACACCGUCCGAUUCGAUGACGCUACGGAUGACCGUACCAAAAUCAAGUUCAUGACUGACGGUAUCCUACUCCGCGAAAUGUUGCUGGAUCCGUUGCUGACUAAAUAUAGUGUGCUGAUGAUUGACGAAGCACAUGAGCGCACGACGAAUACAGACGUACUGCUUGGACUUUUGCGUAAAGUAAUGACGUUGCGCCCAGAUCUCCGAAUUGUUGUCUCUUCAGCCACACUUGAUGCAGAAUUGUUCUGCAACUUCUUUGAACUGAAUGAAGGCACGGACAAGGAGAAGGAUACGGCUACCAUUCUGUCGGUCGAAGGCCGCACGCAUCCUGUUUCAAUCUAUUAUACGAAGACGAGUGUGCCGAGCUAUGUAGCCACCGCGGUCGAAUCGAUUAUGACAAUCCACAAAAACGAGAUGCCUGGAGACAUUUUGGUGUUCCUCACCGGGCAAGAUGAAGUAGAAGAGGUGUGUAAAUUGACUAGGGCGCAAGCGAAGGAAAUGAAUCUGAAGAAGUUUGAUAAGCUCUGGGUGGUACCCAUGUACGGCUCUUUGCCACCGAAAGAACAAAUGAAGGCGUUUGAUAGCACGCCUCAUGGGGUCAGAAAAGUUAUUGUGGCGACCAACAUUGCCGAGACUUCGGUCACGAUUCCUGGUGUCUCAUACGUCAUUGACGCUGGCUUUGUGAAGCUCCGCGCAAUGAAUCCGAAGAAUGGGGUGGAAACUUUGAUGAAGGUUCCAGUCUCGCGAUCUUCCGCCGAUCAACGGGCUGGCCGAGCAGGACGUAUUCGCCCUGGCAAAUGUUUCCGUCUUUAUCCGGAAGAGCAAUAUGCCAAACUAGCUGAAGGGACUGUGCCGGAAAUCCAGCGCUGCGACCUGGCAGAGACGCUUCUGCAGAUGAAAGCGCUGGGAAUUAAAAACAUCCACAAAUUUCAUUACCUGAGUCGGCCGCCUUCCACUUCGGUCAUCUGUGCGUUGGAAUUGCUCUAUGCGCUUGGGGCACUGGAUAAACAGUCUGUGUUGACUUCGCCGGUCGGCUUCCGAAUGAGUGAGAUGCCACUGCCACCCAUGCAUGCAAAAUGUCUCCUGACUUCCGGUGAUGACGACUUUAAAUGCAGUGAGGAGAUGGCUUCAAUUAUUGCUAUGAUGCAAAUUCAGGACGUCUUUAUCACACCGUCGUCUGGAAGGCAACGAGCGGAGAUGGCGAAGCGUCAAUUUUCGGUCGAGGAGGGGGAUCAUCUCACAUAUCUCAACGUCUACACCAGCUAUAACAAACGCUCGAGGAAGUGGUGUGCAGACCAUUUCCUCAAUCAUCGUGGCCUUCAACGUGCUGAUGCUGUUAGGGCUCAGCUCGUGGGAUUGAUGAGACGAUUGAAGAUUAGAAUGGUCUCUUGUAAAGGACAGAUCGGCGCAUCUGAACGCAUCGUGCGAUGUCUUGUUUCGGGCUUUUUUACUCAGGCGGCUCGUUGGCAUCAUACUGGAAAAUAUUUAUCGGUGAAAGAGGACUAUCCGUUUGGUGUUUACAAAGGGAGUGCCGUAAUGUAUGCAAAAGAAUAUCCGCAAUGGGUAAUUUUCUCUGAGGUGCUGGUGGAUUCGAUCCGGGACAUCACCGUCAUUGAGAAGUCGAUGCUGUAUGAAGACGGUUCAGGCUAUUACGAAUACGGAACGGAAGGUGAAAUCGCCAGCAAGCGAGCAAAGCAAUCCGGCUUCCAUCGUGACGACUCGGACUCGGACGAUGGAUGGGUUCCAAGCCCUCCACGAUUGAUGCCGAUCGUUCGCCCCAAAGAUGCUACCAGAGGCCGACCAUACGACCAUGAGGGUGACACAACGGAUGAAGCCAGUCCA